AAACGAAGGGGUCCUUCCGGGUCCUUCCUGCCCUGAGCCGCUCCGCCAGCCCCUUGACGUCAACGACCACCGGAGGGAGGAAAGAAAAAGAAAAAAAAAACUACUAAACUAACCCCGAAAUCCUCCCCGAACCGACCGGGUUCCGGCAGCCAUGAUGGGCGGAAGGACCAGCGCGCUCGCCGCGGGGCUGUGCGGCGCUCUGCUCGUCGGCUACUGCAUCUAUUUCGACAAGAAGAGACGGAGUGACCCCGACUUCAAGAACAGGCUGCGAGAACGGCGGAGAAAGCAGAAGGCAGCCAAUGAGAGGUCAGGCAUGGCCAAGCUCCCCGACCUGAAGGACGCUGAGGCGGUGCAGAAGUUCUUCCUGGAGGAGAUCCAGCUGGGGGAGGAGCUUCUGGCUCAGGGAGACUACGAGAAAGGCGUGGACCACCUGACCAACGCCAUCGCCGUGUGUGGUAAGCCUCAGCAGCAGACUCUGCCUCCACCCGUCUUCCAGAUGCUCCUCACCAAACUGCCCAGCAUCAGGCAGAAAGAACACGAGAAAAAAUGUUGCCUUGUGAGGUGA
Messenger RNA from Gasterosteus aculeatus aculeatus (three-spined stickleback), 565 nucleotides. The record is from RefSeq and is a predicted model, not a curated record. Lineage: Eukaryota; Metazoa; Chordata; Actinopteri; Perciformes; Gasterosteidae.